AUGGCACUAUUCGCAACAACUACUACUACAACAGAUAUCUGGGACAACUGUGGAACCGAUGCCAACCCAACGCCAUGUCCGGUUUCAACCUCAUCUUCAGAAAGCUCCACCCCCUUAUCCACAACAAUCGAGUCCUCAACCGCAACCACAGAGCCCACGCCCAAUCACGCGCCGCAUCCCAUGAUAAGCUCCGUAGGCUAUAUUCUUAUGGGUGUCGCAAUCCCCAUCGUCAUAAUCCUAAUAGGGGCCUGCAUAUUCUACUGGAGACGGCGACGCCAUGCUGCUGCCGCCGCUACCGCCACCCCACCAUUGGAGCCUGCCUUCCCAAUCGAAAAGAAUCAGUCGGAUGCGGAGAAGGGGUAUGGAGAUGUGCGAUUAGACACGGCGGUUUCGGAAUUGGACCCAGGACCAGGAGGAAUGGGGAAAGUGUUUAUUGCUGAGCUUGAUGGGUCGUCGAUGGUGGGGUGCAUGGAAUUAGACUCAAGCCCGGUUAUGUCUAUGAGUCCAGGGACUGGGAUAAAAGGUAACUUGUUCGUUUCGGGUGCUGCGAGCAUGAGAAACAGUCAGUUCUCUGCGGUUUCGGGUGUGAGUGCGGGUACGGGAACAACUUCGAGCAUGAGGGGUGCCGGAUUUGCGGGUGCUAGUGCGAAUUCAGGUUCUGAUAUGGGUUCUCGUGUUGGCGCGGGUGUAGCCACGGGCGUAAACAAUAACGCGUUUAUUGCGGAACUCGAGGCUCCUCUAGAUACAAGUAAGGUAGAUAAGAAGAGACUGGAGUUGGAAGGAAAUGACGCGCCGCAGAUUACAGAGGUCGAGAUUCCUAGCUCCAUCCUGUUUACGGUCAAGAAGGGGUCAUCCGGGGAAAAUUAG
This is a messenger RNA of Morchella importuna, 867 nucleotides long. RefSeq lists its product as uncharacterized. NCBI's taxonomy places the organism in Eukaryota, Fungi, Ascomycota, Pezizomycetes, Pezizales, Morchellaceae. The record is from RefSeq and is a predicted model, not a curated record. The transcript has 2 exons. Bases 1 to 867 code for a protein of 288 amino acids.